AUGUCUACUGGCAAUGUCGUUGAUGCAACUCCUACUCCUCUUGAAACUCCUAUUUCUGGUGGUAACAACGACACUACUCAAGGUGGUAACAACGGUGCGAGUGAUCAACAGCAUCCAGGAACAACUUCCGGUGAACAAGGUUCUGGUAAUCGCCGAUCCUUGUCACCGGAAUCUGGGCAAAGUCAAGUUCGAACGCUUGGGAAUGCCCCAGUUUCUAUCGCUGCCCUUGCUGCUUGCAACAAGCCAAUCGAAGACUUUCGUGCCUCAAACAUCUCAAAAGCCACAGCACUUAGCCGAAUCUACACCACACUCACCGACGCAUUACCAGCAGACCCGACAGGAGUCGAAGAGGCCUUUGCGCGCUAUAUCGUCAUCCUUGAAAACCACGAACACCACCUUUCCGAAGCCGAACGCCGCGGCAAUAGGCAACGUUCAAAAUCACCUGUUGAAGAGCAAUUUGAUGAGGAGGAACUGUCUCGCCCAACGAAACAUGCAAAACCUGAUGAGUCUCAAUACCCAUGGGUUGUCUCAGAUUUCAUACAUUCGGUCACUUUAUCCCCUUCCCUCACAGCUUCACUCGACCUCCUCAAACUGUAUUCAGUCGACCCUAAGGGCACGAAGCGAUCCCUCAUCAACUCACCCACAUGCCCUGAAUUCCCAGACUCCGAAUGGACGAACAUUCUUGCGGGUCGCGCUGUCAACCUCGACACGGUACUUACAGGUUAUUACUCGACAUCCAAUAACGACGAGCGCAUUGAGUCAAUCGGUGAUCUUGAUAUCAAAUUUGGAACUGUUGCCCCAACCAAAAUUGUUUCAAGUGCGGGGGAGUGGACAAUCACUUGGAAUAGAGCAUCUCGCGCAACGUCAAUGGCUUUCCCUCAUCGUGCGGGAGAACUGGCCGAUUAUGCUGAGUACAUCAUCGCACUUUUUGCAGCAACUGAUAUCCUGUUCCAUGACUGA
This is a messenger RNA of Laccaria bicolor S238N-H82, 960 nucleotides long. RefSeq lists its product as uncharacterized. NCBI's taxonomy places the organism in Eukaryota, Fungi, Basidiomycota, Agaricomycetes, Agaricales, Hydnangiaceae. Bases 1 to 960 code for a protein of 319 amino acids. The transcript has a single exon. The record is from RefSeq and is a predicted model, not a curated record.